Molecule: messenger RNA, 1825 nt
Organism: Effrenium voratum
Lineage: Eukaryota; Dinophyceae; Suessiales; Symbiodiniaceae
Source: the annotation of a GenBank genome assembly
CUAGGGUUGUUUAUGCGGAGCGCAUUGUCAACUGAGGGUUCAACAUGUUGCUCACGAUGUCCUUGCCUUUGGGCUCAGCGACUUCUCGAGCAUUCUUGGUUUGCAAACUCACUUCGCGCAUUGCGAAGGGCACCUACAUUUGUAACUUAGAGACAUAGCAAUGCCGCGCAUUCACCUGGAGAGUCUUGGAGGUGGCAGUGCCCGGCUGGCAGAGAUGAUGGGCGCGUCCUCAGUGUCGUCGUCCUCGCUGAUGGCCAUGCUGAAGCAAAAAGUGGACAUCAAGCAGACGCUGGGGAUCAGCUCUGAGUUGGCAGAGGCGGUGCAGGCUGCAUACCAGGAGAAGCUGGGAGCUCAGAUGGUUCGGGUGGUCGGCGUUGGGAAGGACAGGGACGUGGACAGGCUAGGUGGGAGAUGACACACAUGGAGAGACCAGGGAUAUGAUUGGAUGAAUGGAUCUUGGGCAGAUGUCUGGACCUGGGCGAGCUGUUUGCAUUGGCUAAGGUUGGGGGCUGGCACCGGGGACAGGUGCACCAUACUCGAUAUUUUGUUUUGCUGCCUCUUCUGCAAGCACUGUUGCUGCGAAACAUUUUGUAACGGGCGUGCCAGAACCAGCUGGAUGCAGAAGCAGAUGAGUAAGCCAGGCCAGCAGUCAAUGGAUGCGGAUGCCCCGGAGAAGACAAGCGUGCUGGACAUUUCCAAGCUCAGCUCCGCGGACUUCCAAGAGAUCCUCAGGUCCAAAGAGAUGAGCGCCAAAGAGAGGUUCGGCCUGUGGCUUUUCGGGCAAAAGUUCGGAAACACAGAGGAAACCAAGCUGCAACAGUGCCUGCAGAAGAUGAAGCAAGUCUUGCCAGAACUGGCGGAGGAGGAUGGCAUGGAUCUUGAUGAGUUGCGGACCGAAUGGGCCAACAAGACUGACAUGACCCGGAUGAAGCUCGUGCGCAGGGUUGCGGCCAUGGCGGUCCUGAACCGCGCGCAGGGUGUUUCACAGUUUGGGCUUGCUGCUGUGAGCCUGGAGGAGUGUGGCCCAGUGCUCUGCGCUGGCGAGCUGCAGUACGAGCUGGAUGCUGAUGGCCUGCACAAGUGCACCUGGCAAUGCCCCGCAGGCCAGACGCCGGACACCUUCCAGAUGGUUGGGCUGGAUAUGGCGGGCGAGAAGAACAUGACCUUGACAGAGGCAGAGGCAGCCGGGAAGCUUGCGCUGGAAGAGGCUGACAUGGACAGCUCACAGUACUCUCACACGAAGUCCUAUCAGAUGUGGAAGGGAUUGAGCUUCGACUUCUACACCGCAUAUGGGGAUGCACCCCUGAAGCUGCUCCAGAUGAUAUCGGUGGCCGAGCUUGGGCCGCAGAGUCCGGUGUCCACGCGCUAUGAUGGCACCUGCCGUGGUGAAAGAAGUUUCCGGGUGGCCGAGCGGGUGGUGUACACCGGCUCCGGUUCGCAGAUCCCGCACGGGGCGAUCGUGAAGAUUGAGCGGCUGCCGGGAGACACGCCCUUUUUGGCCACCUACCUGGGUGGCAGCGAACAUCUUGGAGCGGAGGAGUACGAGGUGAAGUAUUUGGGCCAGCGCGUGAUCGUCCCAGCUGCCGAUCUCAAGCAGGAAGGCCUGGCCAAAGUUGUGUUGGACCCAGGCCUGCAGAAGUGGAUGCAGAGCACGGGCGAUGCCAUCGAGGUGUCCAUGCCGGGACGCAGGGAUCCGAGCCGCCGCCAGCAGGACAGCACCUUCUGGUUCCCCACCUCCAAGAAGGAGGACUGAGAGCCCAGUGUGAUCGGCAUAAGUGCAGAGUUCCCGAAGUUGCCAUGGAAAAGAGGAACUCUCGCAGUUGCG